Messenger RNA from Triplophysa dalaica, 3172 nucleotides. Its product is annotated as Fc receptor-like protein 5. NCBI's taxonomy places the organism in Eukaryota, Metazoa, Chordata, Actinopteri, Cypriniformes, Nemacheilidae. Gene Ontology annotation, biological process: cell surface receptor signaling pathway. The transcript has 9 exons. Gene Ontology annotation, molecular function: transmembrane signaling receptor activity. The coding region runs from base 69 to 1508 and encodes 479 amino acids. The record is from RefSeq and is a predicted model, not a curated record.
GAGCUCUCUCACGUGAGCGCGCGCACUGACAAGACUCACAAUGUGCUAUAUGAGUGAAGAUCUGUAGAAUGGAAGAAAGCGUUUAUUUCCUCUUUAUGUCACUCUUUGUUUUGAUGGGUCUUUUGACACAAACUGGUAGAUCUCACUUUCAGCCGGUUCUAUCUGGACCCAGCCGGGCCUAUCUGAGAUCUCGAGUUCACUUUCACUGUGAGGUUCCGGGGUGGACUUCACCUCUGACCUAUGAACUCAGAAAAGAUGACGGAUAUCUGAUUACCACAGAGGUCAACACCAUGGUCACAUUCAGCCUGAAGGUCACGGAGGAGUCAAAGGGCAAAUACUACUGUAGACUGACCACAGGGGGCCAAAGCAACACUGUACACUUACAAGUAGUGAUCCCUGUGCAGGGUACGAGUGUGACUUCAGAGCCCGAUCCACCUGUCAUCUACGAGAGAGAACCACUCGUACUGCGCUGUUUCGUCUCCAGAGGAACACAUCUGUCCUUCAUGUGGUAUCAUAACAGACAGGAAGUGACAUCAUCAUCCUCCGAACUCUACCGCCUGUCCGAAAGCACACUGACGGUGGACAGGGCAGGUGAACAGCAUGCUGGGACAUAUUCAUGCACGGCCCAAAACCAAAUGGAUGACGACACAAGAUAUUCCAGCAGCCGGAAUCUGGAAGUCGUUGUGAAGAAAUUCAUCUCGUCACCCAGAUUGACAUUCACAGUGUUGUGUGACGGGUCUGAUCUGCUGGCUAACAUCAGCUGCGCUGUGGAGCGUGGAAGUCCUCCGCUGACGUUUCUCCUGCUGGUGGACGAGGUGGAGAUUCAGGAGAAGCAGGUCUCUACGCUGACUGCGUGGUUCCUUCAGCCCGUCUCUGUGCGUGGGAAUAUGACAGCAGCUCGAUGUAAAGCCAAGACAGAAACACAACUGCUCACGUCUGAUCCUGUCAAUCUGGCAGUGGUUCCAGUAGGGGGCGUUGUGGAAGUGAUGGUCACGUACCUCUAUGAUGCUGAUGGAGGUGUGACAGCGGCCCGUUUGAGAUGUGUCCCGGGCAGAGGAACAUUUCCAGCGUUCUCCUGGUCUCUGAAUCACACAUCUCUACCAGCAGAGAGCGACUCUCACGCUCUCGCUCAAAACGCUCAGAUUCUCAUCACCACACACAUUACCGCGGUGACCUCUGGAUAUUACCGGUGUGCCGUGAGGGACAGUUUUAAUCACAACUCAACGUGGCUGGAGAGUUCAGACAUCCACAUACAGAAGACAGCAGGUUUCAGAGUCGUGCCUAUGGAGAUCGUUGCAUUGGUUUUCUGUGGGUUCUUGUCGAUGGUGAUAGUUGGAGGAACGUUUUGUCUCCUGUGGAACCGCAGCAGUGGCAUUGAAACACACCGCAGUAAAGAAGAAGUUCAUCAAACUGACCCGAUAAUAGAUUCAGGACUUCCAGGAGCUGAUGUUUGUCUCGAAACACAAAGUAUAGAAAUGAAAACCCUGGUUGUGGGAUUAGAGGUCUAGAGGUGCAUGUGUUGAGUCAUUUACUCAAUAAAGUCCCUUUAGUUUGUGUCUGUGAUAAUAAGAACAUGUGUUUGUUUUCCUCUCAUCUUAACAUCUUUAGGGAUGAGAGCAGAUCUCUUUACAUCAUUCACUACAGCAGACACAUGUCACUCAAACCACACGGAAGACAAAUCACAGAUGACAAAUCUUUAAUAUCUCAGUUAUUUCUCCUAUAAAUAUCAACGAGAUUAAAUGUAGAACAAAUGGAAAAGGAGGAAAGAGUCAGAAAUCUCCAAAAUGUCUCUGUCAUUAGAAGUUCAGAAGUGAAUCACAUUGAUAUAGAAGCAUUGUUAUAUUGUAAUUGUGUGACUUUUACAUAUCAAGAAAUAUAUUUCUAACAGAUGUUUCUAAAAAAAUAUUUGAUUGCAUUAAAAAGGCAAAUCAGGAAAUACAUCAGAAACAUGUGUUGAGAUUCCCUCAUUGAACCCAGAAUGAAUGAAUGAAUAAGGCAUUGAUAUAGUGCUUCUGUCACGGGCCUUCCAGUCGUGAGUAUUCGGGCCUUGGGGACAGAUCCGUGACAAUAUCAUGUCUUGUGUGUUUGUGUUUCAUCUUGUGUGUUUGUGUUUCGUCUUGUGUGGAGACACGUGGUGGUUUGUUUUGACAUUUCGCCGCGUGUCUUCCGUGUAGCUCCGCCCCCUCGUCUCUCUGUCGAGCGUCAUCAGUGUUUUCAUCAGUGUUUCUCACCUGUCUGUCUCUCUUCCUGCUAGUCGCACUCAUUGUUAAGUCUUGUGACCUGCCCGUCCAGAUCCCUUUGUCAUCGCUCCUCAUUAGUUUCCCUUUAUUUAAUGUCCCUGAUUCCCUUGCUGUUUGUCGGUUCAUUGUAUUUACUACUUACUCCGUGUUCGUUAUUACCUUGUUCCUGCUUCCCUUGUGUUUAGAUUUAUUAUUUAGAUUAUCCUGAACUUUGUUUUGCCCCCUCGUGGGAAGUUUUCUGUUUGUUUAGUUUCUUGUUUGCCCCAUCGUGGGUUUAUUAUUUUGUGCCUUAAUAAAUAUUGUUUAACCCCUUCACUUCUGCCUGCAUCUGGGUUCUGUCCGACCGGACGUGACCGAUCCAUUAUGGAUCUCUCUCUCUCCUCAACCACCACAAGUUUUUAUUAAGGAAGGAAAAUCCCAUUGAGACUUUACAGUCUCUUCUUCCAGGGAGACCUGGUCAAGAUGGCCGCACAUAAAGUUACAUUGACAAUCAAUUACAAUACAAGACAGUUAAUAAAGGUUACAUCAAGCAAAACAUGUACAAGACUCUUUUAAAACGGAUUGCAGAAGACCUUUAAAAGUACCCAGAGAUGGUAAAGACUCUGAUUUGACUGUACUUUGCAGAUCGUUCCAAGCCGGGAGGCAUAUAAGGAGAAAGCACAUUUUCCCAGUGUUUGAUCUGAACCCGAUUAAAGUAAUAAUAGUAAUACAUUUUCAUAGUUAACACAUGUUUAGUGACAUACAAAGAGUUCAGGGAGCAAUAAAGCGAUGUGUCAUACAGUGAUAUUUCAAUGAUUUUAAUUUCAAUGAAUCUAAACGUGGCAGAUCCGGCAGUCUGAUGUCACAGGAAUUUGUAAGCGUUUCAUGAGCUGGAUCACACAAAUGUUUCAAAAUUCUACAAAUUGAAUGAUUAGAAAAUAGCCCAAAUGAAG